GGUCUGCAGCAUGGGCAACAAACAGACUGUGUUUAGUCAUGAGCAGCUGGAGGAAUACCAGGACUGUACUUUCUUCACGAGGAAGGAGAUCAUGAGGCUGUUCUAUCGAUACCAGGACCUGGCCCCUCAGUUGGUGCCUCUUGACUAUACCACCAGUCCCAAGGUGAAGGUGCCCUACGAGCUGAUUGGCAGCAUGCCAGAGCUGAAGGAUAACCCUUUCCGCCAGAGGAUUGCGCAGGUCUUCUCUCAAGAUGGGGAUGGUCACAUGACCUUAGAGAACUUCUUGGAUAUGUUCUCAGUGAUGAGUGAGAUGGCUCCACGGGACCUGAAGGCCUACUAUGCCUUUAAGAUUUAUGACUUCAACAAUGACAACUACAUCUGUGCAUGGGACCUGGAGCAGACGGUGACCAGGCUGACUCGCGGGGAACUGAGUGCCGAGGAGGUGACCCUGGUCUGUGAGAAGGUGCUGGAUGAAGCAGACGGAGACCAAGACGGGCGGCUGUCCCUGGAGGACUUCCAAAAUAUGAUCCUGCGAGCCCCAGACUUCCUCAGCACCUUCCACAUCCGCAUCUGACAUGAUCAGAGGACAAGACCUGGCCCUCUACUCUGCUCUCUGAAUAAAUAGGAAUCAAAAGUG
Messenger RNA from Mastomys coucha (southern multimammate mouse), 637 nucleotides. It is a transcript of the gene Cib3, whose product is annotated as calcium and integrin binding family member 3. NCBI's taxonomy places the organism in Eukaryota, Metazoa, Chordata, Mammalia, Rodentia, Muridae. Gene Ontology annotation, molecular function: calcium ion binding. The coding region runs from base 11 to 574 and encodes 187 amino acids. The record is from RefSeq and is a predicted model, not a curated record. The transcript is spliced from 6 exons.